Blepharisma stoltei is the source of this 940-nucleotide messenger RNA. Lineage: Eukaryota; Ciliophora; Heterotrichea; Heterotrichida; Blepharismidae. The record is from the annotation of a GenBank genome assembly.
AUGGAGCAAAGCCAAAGUGGAGGUUUUACGACGAGAAAUAAAUUGGGAUUGUGCUGCUCGAUAUGUACCGAAGACUAUAAUACAAUCAGAAUUCCUAAAAUCCUGACGUGCGGCCAUACUUUUUGUGAGCCUUGUUUAGAGAGGAUUAAAACUCCUCUAUCUUUGAAAUGCCCAAAUUGUAAAAAUGAGACAAACUCAGCAUCGAAGCUGACCACCAAUUAUGCUUUAAUUGAAGUAAUAGAAAAAGUCGGUACCCAAGGCUGCAUAUCCCACGAUAAAGAAAUUCUUGCUUACUGUGCUGAUGACAGCACAUCACUUUGCCUUGAAUGUAUGAUUGCUCACAAAAACCAUGAUAUUUUCUUAGUAACAGAUAACAGAGUAUCAGAAAUCACGAAUAUAAAAUUUAGCCAAUUAACGUCAUUAGAAACAGAAUUGCAUGAGCUGAUCUCGACAUGAAAAACUGCUAAGUCAGAACUUAUUUCAAUUAGACAAGGAAAUCGGCAAUUUGAAUGCCAUGUUCAAGCUUUUAAAAAAGCUGAAGCCAAAAUGAUUGACAAUAUAAAAUCAGGGACAAAAGUUUGUAUAUCGAAAAUUGAGAAAUUAGCAAAAGUCCAAGAAAUUGCAGAAUUAGAGAAAUUUAUUGAUGACGAAAUAAAAAGGCUUGAGAGUGGUUUUUCUAAUAUACAGAGAGAAAGAAAAAGAUUUUCAAAGCUAAGUAUCGAAAGCCAACUAAAUUGGAAAGAAAUUGGUUUUGAAAAGCGUGGGAUUCCUCCAAAAAUUGAUAGAGAAGAGCUCGUAGGCACUAAUAUACGCAUCAGUGAUUAUGAGCAAGCUAUUAUAAGCAGAGCUUUACCAAAUGAAUAAUAUAGCUCUUUCCCUUAAAUAGCCCGAUAGCGGGAUGAAGCCAGCCCGUUAUCGGGCUAUUCAAGGGAAAGUGCUA